Molecule: messenger RNA, 5712 nt
Organism: Hansenula ciferrii
Lineage: Eukaryota; Fungi; Ascomycota; Saccharomycetes; Phaffomycetales; Wickerhamomycetaceae
Product: E3 ubiquitin-protein ligase
Exons: 1
Coding region: 1-5712 (1903 amino acids)
Biological process (GO): ubiquitin-dependent protein catabolic process via the N-end rule pathway; protein ubiquitination
Cellular component (GO): ubiquitin ligase complex; cytoplasm
Molecular function (GO): zinc ion binding; ubiquitin protein ligase activity
Source: RefSeq, a predicted model, not a curated record
AUGGAUGAGAAUGGCUCAUUGGCGAGGUUGCCAACCAAUUUGGCCGCUAUGACGCUUCAUGAUCAUACAGAGAAGAAUGCUGAGUCGCUAUGGUCGCUAUUAUACUAUGUUAGUUCUAAAGAUGGUCAAUAUCUGAAAGAUUUGUUCCCACUAGAGGAAGAUUCAAACAUCCCAAAAAAUGAAGCACAGGCUAUUUUGGAUAAGACUUCAUAUUUCAAAACUAGAGACCAAGAAAAAAUCACACACAUUGGAAGAAAUUGUGGUAGAAAAUUCAAAAGAGGUGAACCAAUUUACCGCUGUUUGGACUGUUCUUUUGAUAACACUUGUGUUUUGUGUGUUCAUUGUUUCAACAAAGAAGAUCAUCAUGGCCAUCAGGUUAGUGCUGCUAUCUGUUCAGGGUCAAAUACUGGUAUAUGUGAUUGUGGUGAUCCAGAAGCAUGGAAAAGGGAAUUACACUGUAAAUGUAAUUCAAAAGCUAUGGAGGAAGAUAAUACAACAUCAUCUGUAUUUGAUGCUUCAUAUGAACUCUAUCUACAAAAAUUAUUUGAUACACUUUUGGAUUUUAUCAUUGAAGUAUUUGCUAAUCAAAAUCAAACCAUUCCAGUUGUCAAUAAAAAGUUGAAAACACUUCUUAGUUCCAGCUCCCUAGAUAAGAAGGAUGAAGCAAAACAACUCAUACAAGAUGAUAUUGAGAAAAGAGUUUUAAAAGAUAACAAGUACAAUGAUAUGUCAACUGCCAAAAAGAUGUUUGUCGUUCUUUGGAAUGAUGAAUUCCAUAAUUUCCCAGAAGCACAAUCUGCUAUUAUUAGUGCCACACAUGAUUCACCAACUGCUGCCAAAUUAAUUGCAACUCGUGUUGACAGUGAAGGUAGAACUGUUCUACUUGAAGGUACUUCUUUGGAUAGACUCAUAUCGGGUUACAGUAGUGUACAAUCAAAUGGAUUAACUGCCACUGUCAUGUCUGAAGCUGACUUUUUGAGACAAGAUUAUUCAAAGAGCAUUAUAGAUUGGAUUUUAGAUGCCAUCAAUUUACCGAAUGUUGGUUUUCAAAGGAUUGCAAGAAGAGCGUUAUGCAAAUCGUUAUGUGCUACAUUUGACUCGGAUGAUGCUGUAUCGCCAUGUUGGUCGUCCUUAUAUAGUCAAGUUUCUGGACUUUUAAAUGCAAAGAAUCUCCCAUAUGUUGCACAUGAAAGCAUUGAUCCAAACAAAGAUGUACCAUCAGCAGAAACUACAGUUGGUGAUAUAUCAAAUGAAGUGAACUCAUUGGCUUCUCAAACUAGAUUACAAUAUUUAUUAUUUUUUGAUAUAAGGUACUGGAAGGUUUUAAGAAAAAAAGUUCAUGAUUUAUUGAUCCCACCAUUGGUAUCUGAUCUGGAGUAUAAAAUCAUUGCAGCUGAUCAAAUUGUUGAAAUAUAUGGGUUAUUGAUUAAUGGUCUUUCGAAACUAGAUAGGGAACCUCAUUUGAAUUCAUUGGAUGAAAUUGCUUGUCAGUUUUUUACUUGUCCAACCAAUUCAACAAAUGUUGUUGGUUCUGACAAGAUUAGAGAUGUUUUGUUCCCAGUUAUUCAUUUAUUUGAGAGCUUCUCAACUACAAAUAUGAACCAUGAUAGAAAAUUCAAAAUUCCGCAUAGAGCAAUUGAUAAAUCAACAUCAUUUAGAAAAGCAUUUUCUCGUACCAUCAAUGACUUGAUCUAUUUAUUUGAGAAGACAACCACUUUAAAACACUUUUUUGAAUCUCAGAAUUUCCUUGGGUUUUGCUUUUUAAUUCGUUUGUUUGAUAGUAAUUGGUGUAUUGAAAGAAAAACGGGUGAACAUGUGGAAGUGGAAACAUAUGCCUUUGUUGAUUAUUUUAGUUAUGCCUUACAGCUUUUAGGUGUUAUUUAUGGCGCUAGUGAUCCUACAAAAUUGGCUGAAAUUGAUGGUACGUUAAUUACUGAUGAUAUUAGAAAAUUGGUCCAUCUUUUGUCUUUAAAUGAACAUUCUACAAAAACUUUCAAGACCCAUAACUUGAUUGAUUUCCAAGUAUCAUCCCAACCAACUGGUUUUAUGAAUCCAUCAAAUGUCUUCUUAUCAAGAUUGAUUGAAAGUGUGGCAAAAUCAUCUAAAGAGAUUACACAAUUAGCAGCAGGUUAUGAUUUUUUACAGAUAACAGACUCCUCCUUAAAAGCGGUUGUUUUGUGUGCACAAAUUGAAUCCCAAUUUUGGGUCAGAAAUGGAUUAAAUGCUUUAAAACAAGCCAAUACAUACAAAUCACCUCAAUUGAUGUAUGAUAGUGUCUAUUACAGAGAUAUACAUUUAACACAAGUUGCAUUAUUGGCUACAGAUCCUGAGCGUGCAUUUUUGAAUAUUAUUGAUAGAUUUGAGCUUUUAAAUUGGUUUUCAAGUGAGGUUCAAGUAUCAGGAACGGUUUAUGAAGAUAAGGUAUUCACCAUUAUUGAAAAAUUGAUUUCUUUCCUUUAUGUAUUAUUGUCUGAACGUUCCUUAUUUAUGGAGUUUGAAUCAAAAGAUAAAAGUACUCGUCACAAAUUGAAACAAGUUUUAAUCUAUAGUUUAUUUGCAGAACCAUUAACAUACUCUGAGAUGGAAGAAUCACUUUAUGAAGAGCUGUCAGAGUUUGAAGGAUUAGAUGAAGUUUUGAACGAAGUUUCAGAGUUUACUCCACCUAGAGGUUUGAAUGAUGACGGUCGUUACAAAUUAAGACCUGAAUACUAUAAACUUGUUGAUCCGUUGAAAUUGUUGGCACAGGUCAAAGAUUUUCAAGAUAAUACAAUGAUCAUCAGCAAAACUUUAUCAAAACAAAAUAAAGUAGCAGCAGAUGAUAUUGUUAUUGAGCCAAAAUUGUCAAAAUUAGAACCAUUCAAAGAGCUUGGUGAUUUUGCAAAGACUAAGGAAUUUGCUAAGUUUGUCUACAAGCUGUUGGAGUUUGCUAUUCAACACGAUCAAGAAUCUUAUGUCCCUCAACUUUUACAUUUGUUGCAUGGUGUUUUUAAAGAUGAUGAAUUAUACAAUGGCCAAAGCUUCGUCAGUGAUGCUUUUAUUCAAAUUCCGAUCUGUGAAUCUUUAUUUGCAAUUUCAACUUCGGCUAAUUUUUCUAAACAAACCACUAGGAAGGCUGAUUAUUUGUUAGAAUCACUUCUAGUGAAAGACAGUCAAACGUUUUUCGAUAGUUUGUUAUCAUGUUUUGGUGAAGAAGCGGUUAACUCUUAUAAAGAAAAGAAAAAAUCAGUCGGUGUCAACUUUGAUGAAACUGAACCAGAACGCAAAAGAAGGUUGGCCAAAGAACGUCAAAAAAAAAUUAUGGAAAAAAUGUCCAAGAAGCAAAAGAUUUUUAUUGAAAAAAAUGACGAAGAACCUCAAGUUUAUGAAUCUGAAGGCUCUGUUGAUCCGGGAGAAGUUAGAAGUUGUGUUUUUUGUCAAGGGUCUGAGACUAAGCUGGAACUUUUUGGGUUUCCGAUCUCAUAUGUCAAGUCUUCUGUGUUCAGACAUUUACCAGCUGAUGACAAAUAUUCUGUUAAAAGAGCGUUCACAAAUUGGGGUAGUGAUUCCAUUGGUAAUAAUUCAGGUGCUAUAGGUAUAGGGUUUCCAUUAGAGGACUCAGAGGGUAGAAAUUACGAUAGCUUACAAAUUGCUACAUCAUGUAAUCAUGGUAUGCAUUACAAGUGUUUGAGAACUUAUAUGAAUGAGCAUAAUCGCUCUACUCCAUCUUUUGCAUGUCCCUUAUGUAAAACUUAUCAUACUCAGUUUUACCCAGUGAUUCCUGGUUACAGCCAUUUGGAUCUCAAAAGUUCUUCAGAAAUUGAACAGUUACCAACAUUCCUGGAUUUGUUCAAAACAUCGGGUAGUGAACUGACAUCAACAUAUUUAAUUGAAUAUCAUGAAGCGUUAGAUCUUUUGCAAAAAAGCUCAAAAUACAAAAAUAUCACAAAUCACUAUGACCUCCAAGCAUUUCAUCUUAAGAAGCUCACCAAUUUUUUUGCCUCAACUAUUGAUCAAACUGAAAUAUCUACAAGAAUCAAUGGCUCAACUGCAUACACAAAUUUUUUGAACCAGAUUCCUCAGCAAUCUUAUAUGGUCUUAAGAGCUUUGUUUGAAAGUCUCGGGCUAGUCCAAGGUACAUUAAGUUAUUUUGAAUCAAAUGUUAAAGCUAAACCAGCGUCUUUCACCCAUCAAUUUUUAUCUGCAUUCAUCUACGGUAAAGGUUCACUUUCUAAGGUUAAAGAUCUUUUAAGAAGUCAUUAUAUUUAUAAUCUUGGGUCCUUAAUCAAUAGAGCUCAAAAAUUUGGUGAAUUUCCUGUCGGUGAUAUUAAUUCAUCCAUCAAAGAUUCUGAUAUUACCGCUUCAAGAGAACUUAUUAAUAAUGUGAAAUUAGAUGGGAAAUUGGCAAAGUCAAAAUUUUUACAAGAUGAUCAAUUUGCUUACAAAAUAAUUCAAAUGGCACAAGCUUUACUUGUUCCUGCAGUAAGAAGUAUUUGUAUCUUUUUGAAGGUUGUCAAUCCUGAAUUCCAAAUCAAUCAUCAAGCCUCUGAAGACAAAAGUUCUUUAAAUAUACUGUUGAAUAGUUUAUUUUCUCAAGAGUUUACUGAAAUAUUGGAAGCGUUAAAACCACAUAAAUUAGGGAACAUCCAUGUUAAAGGAGCUGGUAAACUUCCUUAUCCAGGUGUCAUCAAGUUAGUUGAUUUACCAUAUGAAUUAAAUUACUUCACAACUGAAACCAACUCCUCGUCUGUUAUUCCAAUAAGAUUUGCAGAUGAUGAUGAAGUGCAGAACAGUGGAAACAGAAUUGAUUUCUGUAUCUGCUUGACCUGUGGUAAGAAAGUAUUUAAGGGGUUUGAAGGAUACGGAAUGACAGAACAUACAGCAAAAGAUGAAUGUGAUAGUGGUCCUGAUGCAUUAUUUUUGAUUCCAAACACUGAUGUUGUUCAUCUUGUCAGUGAUACUUCAAUUGGUCGCUACGCCAAAGCUGUUAAUGCUCCUUACUUGAAUGCACAUGGUCAAAGUGGUGCCAAAGCUGUUCAAAAUGGUCAGUUAACCAAAUUAAAUAUUGAGAGAUAUAAGUAUUUGAAUAACUUGUGGCUGAGUGGUUCAAUUUUCUCAUACUUAAGCAGAAAUUCAAGUCCAACAUUACCAAGAUUUGGUAUGGGUAAUUUGACAGAACAAACAUUUUGGCGUCAAUUUUUGAAUACAGCAAGGGCAGAUUUAGCUGCUGAUAUGGGCGGUGAAGGUCCUUUAAUUUUGGAUCUUGCAAAUAACAUUGUUGGUGACGAUGGAGAUGAUGGUGAAGAAGAUGAUGAUGAAGAAAUGGGUGGAUUAGGUAAUUUUAUUGUUGAUGAGGAUGUUGAAGAGGAAGAAUUUGAUGAUGAUGACGAUGAUCAAUAUGAUGGAAUUGAAGGACGUGCCCCUGUUUCACCAACUACUGGGUUCUCAUCCGAUGAAGAUGAUGCAGAUGAAUGGUUCGGUAUGGAUGAUGAAGAUGAAUUUGAUGAAGAUUCUGAAAUGGAUGAGGACUUUUUGCCUGGGGAAGUUGACCGUUUUCAAGAAAAUACAAGAAUGGCUAAUUUGGGGGAUGAGCCAGAUUUUGGUGAAUUGGAUGAUUUUCCUGAAAGUGAUGAAAGUUCUUUUGACACUGCUAAUGAAAUGGAUAUCGACAACACUGCUGAUGGACCAUCUAGCAAUGACGUCGGAUAUGGAGAUGGUGUUGAUGAAGUGGAUUGA